AUGAGGAUAUGGAAGAGGGCGGCCGGAGUUCUCAAGGACAAUUACAGCAUUUUGGUGGCGAAAUUUUCGCCGCACGGCCACCCAGAUCUGGAGAGAGUGGUGAUAAAGGCGACGAGCCAUAACGAGCAAUGUAUGGAUUACAAGAGCAUACAAAGGGUGUUCCAAUGGCUGCGAAGUUCGCCAUUGUACCUGAAACCUCUUCUCUACACACUGUCAACGAGGAUGGAAAAGACUCAUAGCUGGGUUGUCGCCAUUAAAGGACUAAUGCUCAUCCAUGGCGUGUUCUGUUUCGACCUUCCAACCGUUCAAAUGCUAAGAAGGCUUCCAUUUGAUAUGACACACUUUAGCGACGGUCACUUAAACCCCGAAAAAGCGUGGGGAUACAACGCUUUUAUCCGUGCCUAUUACAGUUACUUGGAUCUCAAGUCAUCGUACGUUUGCGCUCAGGCGGCGAGGAAGCGGAAGCCGGGGAAGAAAACGGAGGAGACUCUGGCGGAGGAGUUACAGAAUUUAGAGAAACUUCAAGGUUUGAUCGACGCGAUCCUUCAUGUGAAGCCGCGAAAUCCUUCCAUGCACGUUGUGCUUGUUCUUGAAGCCAUGGAUUGCGUCAUCGACGAGGUUCUUGAAGUUUAUGAUAGCUACUGCAAGGGAAUGGAGAGAGUGAUUCUAAAAAUUUUUGAUAUGGGAGGAACGGUUGAAGCCGGAACCGCGCUUCGGAUAAUCGAGAAAGGCGAAAUGCAAGGCGAUAAACUCGCCUUGUAUUUCGAAUUCUGUAGGGAAAUUGGGGUUCUUAAUGUUUCUGAUUCUCCCAAGAUCUUGAGGGUGGCUGAGAAAGAUGUAAAAGAAUUGAAAGGAAUAAUUGAUGGUGUGAAUGAGAAGAAGAAGAAGGAUAAGAACAUGGAUGAAGAAGAUGAAGAUGAUGAUGUUGUUAAGAAGAUGAAUGAAGAGAUGGCAAUUGUUGUUAGAGAGAAUGAUUUCUUGAUGAAGAAGACAGUGAUUACUGAUCAGUGGGAAGUGUUUGAUGAUGACGUGGCAUUUGAUCAAAUGAGCAGUGCUGUUGUUGUUGCUGCUGCUGCUACUAAUAAUUAUAAUCCAUUUUUGGAACUGGAUUCUUCUUAUAAUAGCAUUGUGCCUUAUAAUCCUCAUCAACAUCAUGUUCUUCCAGAUCUAAUAAGUUUUUAA
This is a messenger RNA of Arachis stenosperma, 1182 nucleotides long. RefSeq names its product putative clathrin assembly protein At1g25240. Gene Ontology annotation, biological process: clathrin coat assembly; vesicle budding from membrane; clathrin-dependent endocytosis. Lineage: Eukaryota; Viridiplantae; Streptophyta; Magnoliopsida; Fabales; Fabaceae. The transcript has a single exon. Gene Ontology annotation, cellular component: clathrin-coated pit; clathrin-coated vesicle. Gene Ontology annotation, molecular function: SNARE binding; clathrin heavy chain binding; 1-phosphatidylinositol binding. The record is from RefSeq and is a predicted model, not a curated record. Bases 1 to 1182 code for a protein of 393 amino acids.